Messenger RNA from Suricata suricatta (meerkat), 2043 nucleotides. It is a transcript of the gene METTL14, whose product is annotated as methyltransferase like 14. The transcript is spliced from 11 exons. Bases 148 to 1518 code for a protein of 456 amino acids. The record is from RefSeq and is a predicted model, not a curated record. NCBI's taxonomy places the organism in Eukaryota, Metazoa, Chordata, Mammalia, Carnivora, Herpestidae. Gene Ontology annotation, molecular function: mRNA binding. Gene Ontology annotation, cellular component: nucleus; RNA N6-methyladenosine methyltransferase complex.
UAUACCUAUUGAGAAAGGGCUAAGGGAUAUCCUGCUUCCUGAAGGUCCUGGCGAAUCUUGUGUGCCACGGCCGGCGGUGAAAAAUCUGGAGGAUAUUCAUCCGCCAAUUGUCAAGUUUUCGGGGCAGUGGGAAACAAGAGUUGGGACAUGGACAGCCGCUUGCAGGAGAUCCGGGAGCGGCAGAAGUUACGGCGGCAGCUCCUUGCGCAGCAGUUGGGAGCCGAAAGUGCUGACAGCAUUGGUGCUGUAUUAAAUAGCAAAGAUGAGCAGAGGGAAAUUGCUGAAACAAGAGAAACUUGCAGGGCUUCCUAUGAUACCUCUGCUCCAAAUGCAAAACGGAAGUACCAGGAUGAAGGAGAGGCAGAUGAAGACAAGAUGGAAGAAUAUAAGGAUGAAUUAGAAAUGCAGCAAGAAGAAGAGAAUUUGCCAUAUGAAGAGGAGAUUUAUAAAGAUUCUAGUACUUUUCUGAAGGGAACACAGAGUUUAAAUCCCCAUAAUGAUUACUGCCAACAUUUUGUAGACACUGGACAUAGACCUCAGAAUUUCAUCAGGGAUGUAGGUUUGGCCGACAGAUUUGAAGAAUACCCUAAACUGAGGGAGCUCAUCAGGCUCAAGGAUGAGUUAAUAGCCCAGUCUAACACCCCUCCCAUGUACUUACAAGCAGAUAUAGAAGCCUUUGACAUCAGAGAACUGACACCUAAAUUUGAUGUGAUUCUUCUGGAACCCCCUUUAGAAGAAUAUUACAGAGAAACUGGCAUCACUGCUAAUGAAAAAUGCUGGACUUGGGAUGAUAUUAUGAAGUUAGAAAUUGAUGAGAUUGCAGCGCCUCGAUCAUUCAUUUUUCUCUGGUGUGGUUCUGGGGAGGGAUUGGACCUUGGAAGAGUGUGUUUACGCAAAUGGGGUUACAGAAGAUGUGAAGAUAUUUGUUGGAUUAAAACCAAUAAAAAUAAUCCUGGAAAGACUAAGACUUUAGAUCCAAAGGCUGUCUUCCAGAGAACAAAGGAACACUGCCUUAUGGGGAUCAAAGGAACUGUUAAGCGUAGCACAGAUGGGGACUUCAUCCAUGCCAACGUUGACAUUGACUUGAUCAUCACGGAAGAACCUGAAAUUGGCAAUAUAGAAAAGCCUGUAGAAAUUUUUCAUAUUAUUGAACAUUUUUGUCUUGGUAGAAGACGCCUUCAUCUAUUUGGAAGAGACAGUACAAUUCGACCAGGCUGGCUAACAGUUGGACCAACUCUUACAAAUAGCAACUAUAAUGCGGAAACAUACGCAUCCUACUUUAGUGCCCCUAAUUCCUACUUGACUGGAUGUACAGAAGAAAUUGAGAGACUUCGACCAAAAUCACCUCCUCCCAAGUCUAAAUCUGAUCGGGGCGGGGGAGCUCCCAGGGGUGGAGGGAGAGGUGGAGCUUCUGCCGGCCGCGGACGAGAAAGAAAUCGAUCUAACUUCCGAGGAGAAAGAGGUGGCUUUCGCGGGGGCCGUGGAGGAGCACACAGAGGUGGCUUUCCACCUCGGUAACUCUGUAAGACACUGGUCCAUUAAUGCCCCCUCCAUCUUCUUUACUGUAGUUUGAAUUCCAAUUGGGAGACUCAGUGUAGUACUCCCUUCCAGCGCGCCCUCUGCUUUAGUCUCUUUACGCUGCAGGAACACCUUAGCCGUCUCCCGCGCAGUCAUCACACACGCUGUGUAGUUUUGUCCAGGAUCAACACCAUCCUGCCUUUGGUCGUGCGCAUGUAACUGAACAAUGCAACAUAUACCUUCCUUUCAGAGACCAAUUCAUUCUGAUAGAUUCCAACUAAUUAUAAAGGCUUUUGCUUUUUAGAAGUAGUUUAAGUGAACAGUGAAAAAACGCCAUCUGUAGUAUCCCACGAGUGCCAAGGCAGAUGAUAGUAGCCACCCUGCCACUGCUGUCACAGCAAAUGGAAAGCGGUUCGGGAGCCUUGACGGAAUGGAUUUGGGACAGAUGGUUAACUUCUGUCAGGGUUUUAACAUUUUCUUGACGAAACAAUAAAAAGAAACUUUUUCUUUUAUAAGAAUCUUAAA